CUCACCAGAUGCAAGUCCGCUAUCCGUACUUUGGAUCUGAUCUCUUGGCGCAUGUAACUAACUUAUUUCCAAAGAUACCCAGUAGUUAUUGACGGAUACGUUAUCUUGAGAAGACGCUGCAUUCACUAUUUGUCCAUAGGGACGCUGGUCCAGGAGAGAAGAUCACAUCAGAGCUACGCAGUAAGGUUUCCAAAUCCAAGAACUCGGUCAGCUGUACACCCUGACAGUGCCAUAAACUGAACUCCAUGUAAAGUGUGAGUCUGAGGUUUGUGAGUGUCUGCCCCUGUGGAUACCAGAGCCUUUGUUCCUUUUUGAAUAAAAUAAUCAAGUUGUCACACUUGAGUGGACUUGGGUUUUCCAGCUUUCAGCAGAAGGGAAAAGGAGGCUUUGCCAAAGGGUCUGGGCAUUGGGCUCCUCAUUAAUAGGACAGUAAUUUGUGGCCAUAGUGGGUGGCAUCUUCCAGCUGGUGCAUGGACAGGGCGUGGCUGUGCCACCGUGUGUGUGAGCCAGCAGCGUCCGUUCAACCCUCCUCGCCCUCACACACACACACAGACAGACAGACAGACGUGCAGGCCAAUAGAAAGGCCCAGACUCAGACAGACCAGCCAAUAGAGAGAGACGCAGGACCAUGCCGCUGGGCAUUAGGCGGAGAAAGAAGGCCCCUCCCCUGGUGGAGAGCGAGGAGGCGGAGCCGGCCCGGGCGGGGCUGAAUGUGGACGGCUGGGAGGGCGUCGGGGGAGGGCGGGGCGCAGGAGGGGAGCAGGGCUCUCUGGAGGGGCUGCAGCCGGGCCUGCCCCCUCCGCCCCUGGGCCUGCGGCCGCGCCUCACCUUCCACACCCAGCUGGCGCACGGCAGCCCCACAGGACGCAUCGAGGGAUUCAGCAACGUGCGCGAGCUCUACGCCAAGAUCGGGGAGGCCUUCGCCAUCGCGCCGACUGAGGUGAUGUUCUGCACGCUGAACACUCACAAGGUGGACAUGGAGAAGCUCUUGGGCGGGCAGAUUGGGCUGGAGGACUUCAUCUUCGCCCACGUGAAGGGGCAGAAGAAGGAGGUUGAGGUGUUUAAGGGCGAGGAGGGCUUGGGCCUUACUAUCACCGACAAUGGAGCUGGGUACGCUUUCGUCAAGAGAAUUAGAGAGGGAAGCGUCAUUGAACAGAUGCACGUGAUCAGUGUGGGGGACAUGAUAGAAUCCAUCAACGGGCAGGAUUUGAUUGGCUCCCGACACUACGAGGUCGCGAAGAUGCUGAAGGAGCUUCCCAAGGGGCAGAACUUUCGUAUGAAGUUGGUGGAACCAAUGAGGGCCUUUGACAUGGUGGGCCAGCGGGCGGGAGGUGCCAGGUCCAGUUUGGGGGCGCAGAUUGGAACAGGACGGGGGACACUGCGCCUGUGGGCCAAGGGACCCGCUACUGUGGAGGAGCUGCCCUCUGCGUUUGAGGAGAGGGCCAUUGAGAAUGUGGACGACCUGCUGGAGAGUUAUAUGGGGAUCCGAGACAAAGAGCUGGCGGCCACCAUGGUGGAGUUGGGGAAGGACAAAUGCCACCCAGAUGAGUUCGCAGAGGCGCUGGACGAGACGCUGGGCGACUUUGCCUUCCCAGACGAGUUCGUGUUCGAUGUGUGGGGCGCCAUCAGCGACGCCAAGGUGGGCCUGGCGUAACCAUGGAAAUCCAACACGAUGGAACAGCUUAUGGGAGACCGCAACCCGGCUUUCAUGGAGCACCUGAAUUCUGGGACACUUUUUUCCACUGUUUAGCAUUAUCAUUAGUUGUAUUGUUUUUAUUAUCAUGUUUUCAUUAUUUGCAUUUUUGUACGUUUUCCUUUGGGAGACUAUGCAGUAGAGAUGAAUUUUGAUCUGUGAGACAUGGGAGGUUGAAGCCCUGCAAAAAUCUGUCCUGGGAAGUGUUUUUGUUUUGUAAUGAGACUUAAAAUCUUUUUUUUUUUCUCUGAAGUAGAAAAUGCUUGCUUGUUUUCAGUUACUAUUUGCUUGAAAAGUGAAAUUUUCUUACCGCCCCAAAUAUUUGGUGAGUGAAUGAGUCAAACUCUCUCACCACAUUGGCAAUGUUUUAAAUAAUAGUCUUAUUUAGCAAAAGGUAAUAUUAUAUAUAUAUAUAUAUAUAAUUUUCAGUCUAGACUAAAAUACUUGUUGAGAUUGACAUAUAUAUAUUCUUUUGCAGUGAAAGUCUGUUCCUCACUGCAAAUAGGUUUUAUUGUAUUAUUAUUAUUGUUUUACUAUGGGGCAAACAGGGAUAGUUGUUGAAGUAUCUGGCCUAUAUCCUUGAUGGAAAAACAUAAACAAAGUGUGGUUCCAGUGCCAUCAGGUGUGGCCUUUAACUUGUGUGUUAGAGGUGGGGCUGCCAGGACCACACAGUCGGGGUGAGUUGGGCCAUGGGGCGGUUGUGUUAAAGGUCUAGUUUUAUACACACAAACAGAAUCUGCAUCUCACUGCAAAACCUGAAGUGAAGUAGCAGAUGUAGACACUAGCAAUGCGCAAUGAAGUGCUGAUGUAGCAUUCACACGGUAAAAUGCAUGCAAAUCCGUAAUUACACUCAGUGCCUGUGCAGAGCUGAAAUAGUAGGACACUUGCACUUAGCCUCCAUGAAAUGGAGUCAAAUCAGUGUCCGCUGAAAAUCUGCAUUCGUGCACGUGCAUUUUUGGGAGACUGCCAAAAUUGGGAGGAAUAUAUGCACAGAAAUGUGAUCAAUCUAGAACUGAAAGCAUUUUUUUCCCAAAAAUAUGAGCUAUGGUUCAGGCAUAGCAGUGUUGCUAUGUUCUUGGCAUUCAGAGAUCAAUGAAAUUCGAAUACAGUUAAAACAUGCUGAAAACUUAUCCACUGCUUGAAAACUUGGGUUCCAUAUUAUCCAAGGUCACUUGGAUUACAUGGAACCACUAAGCUUCCUGCAGCUUUUCUCCAGUGUUUGUCCAUAACUCUGGAUUGAGUUGUCUCACAAUCCAGAUUCAACACUGCUCUGUCCAUUGUUUU
Messenger RNA from Conger conger (European conger), 2977 nucleotides. RefSeq names its product PDZ domain-containing protein GIPC1-like. The record is from RefSeq and is a predicted model, not a curated record. The transcript is spliced from 7 exons. Gene Ontology annotation, molecular function: protein binding. Bases 629 to 1654 code for a protein of 341 amino acids. NCBI's taxonomy places the organism in Eukaryota, Metazoa, Chordata, Actinopteri, Anguilliformes, Congridae.